AAAUCAUUGAACCAGAUCAAUGUUAUCAUAAUAACUACCUAGGUAUAUUCAAAUCUCAUUUCAAUCCUCACCCAUAGGCUUAAUUUUCAAAGUUGCGCAAUCAAUUCACGAUGGCUUCUUCGACGCGUUAUUACCUUGACAAGAUCUACCUUGUUUACUUCAUCCUUCAUAUACCCAUCUUAUUUUGCGUCGAUCUUGUCCCUCUCUACCCUGCUUCUCUCUGGGUACCUCCCUCGGCGCCUCUGCAUUUCUUAUACGAUUUGCGGGUGUACUACAUAGAGACGUACAAUGACCAGUUCUUUGCGCCACCACCUGCAGCCAUCCCAAGUUUCUUCCCGCUAUUUGCUUUUUUGGAGCUUGUAUUCCACCUGCCGGUAUCGCUUUGGGCGGUACGUGCACUUCUAGGCGGUGGACGUGGUGCAAAGCAAAGCGGGCUUAGCGGUAGCGCUGAAUUACUACUACUCGUGUACGGCAUUGAGACGGCUUUAACCACAGGAACUUGCAUGUAUGAAGCAUUUCUUUGGGAUCCCCUCGUGGUCACUGCCCAGCAGAAGGUUGUAUUGUUGGGUGGUUUGUACGGCGGGUACCUCGCAGUUGCAAUUUUGUUGACAGCUGACAUGUAUGUGCGACUGCUCGGACGCCUUAAUACAAUCGAUAAUAUCAAAAAGGCUCAAUAAUCACGGAGUCAGCGCCGGAAUCAGACACCUAUUAUUCAAACUAGCGAUUGGAAAAAAAAUGAUUUAAUAUCGUUACAUAAUCUAUAACUACUUCAUGUCCUGAGUUGGUAUCAUUGCCAU
This is a messenger RNA of Hypoxylon trugodes, 797 nucleotides long. Its product is annotated as transmembrane protein 6/97. The record is from RefSeq and is a predicted model, not a curated record. The transcript has 3 exons. Lineage: Eukaryota; Fungi; Ascomycota; Sordariomycetes; Xylariales; Hypoxylaceae. Gene Ontology annotation, cellular component: endoplasmic reticulum. Bases 111 to 677 code for a protein of 188 amino acids.